UGAAGUCCUACCGUAAACUCGCGAAACACCGGAUCAAGUCUUUCUUCUCCAGAGAAUCCUCUCAUAUCCUUCUCUCUCCUUCUUCAAUCUCUCUCUCUCUCUCUCUCUCUCUCUCUAAACUUGUCCGUGCAUGCUCUCCUUGUACUCUUCCUCCAGUCCAUGGCCAAAGCCCGCGCUACCAGACGCAACCUAGACUCCUUCACUGUCAAAUCCAUCAACAAAAUCAUCCGAGCCGGUGACUGCGUUCUAAUGCGCCCCUCGGACUCCUCGAAGCCGUCGUACGUGGCGCGGGUGGAGACGAUCGAGGGCGACAGCAGGGGCGCCAACGUUAGGGUUCACGUCCGGUGGUACUACCGGCCGGAGGAGUCGAUCGGAGGCCGGCGGCAGUUCCACGGUUCGAAGGAGUUGUUUUUGUCUGAUCAUUAUGACCUGCAGAGCGCUGAUACGAUCGAGGGGAAGUGCACGGUGCACACCUUCAAGGGGUACACGAAGCUCGAUGCGGUCGGGAACGAGGACUUCUUCUGCCGUUUUGAGUACAACUCGUCCACUGGUGCUUUCGAUCCCGAUAGAGUUGCCGUGUACUGUAAGUGUGAGAUGCCCUACAACCCUGAUGAUCUAAUGGUCCAAUGUGAAGGUUGCGCAGAUUGGUUCCACCCAACUUGUAUUGACAUGACCCCAGAGGAAGCCAGAAAACUUGACCACUUCUAUUGCCUAAAUUGUUCAUCUGGAGAUAAAAAGAAGCUGCAAAACUCUCAUGCUACGUCCAGGAAAACAGAUACGAAGCUCUGCAGAGCUGGUGGGGAGGAAAUCUUAGCCUCCUCAAAGAAAGAUUAUGUCACAAAAUUACUGAAGGACCUGUUCGAGAAGAUAACCAAAUCUGAUUAUCUUCAUGAACAUUGAAGGCACUUAAUGAAGAGAAGGCUAUUCUAGAACUUCUUUUAAUUAAGUAAUCUUAUUAGUAUUUUUUUUGGUUUUUAAAUUAAGUCAUGUUAUUAGGCUCUUCUGGACCUUCUUGUUAACAUUAUUCUCUCUCUAAACUCUCACAGUUGCUACAAUUUAGAUAUAUUUUGUUUCACACCGAGUUUGGCCCCUUUCGCCUUUAAAUGAAUGGAUUCUAAAUUGGUUGGUGGAAAGUCUGGCCCUUUAUUUAGUUUUAAUCCUCGGGGUGAUAGAUUUUUUUUUAUAAAAAAAAAUAUAGGCAUAAAGGGAAUGCCCGAUGCCAACCGAGUACAAAAAGAUAGGCCAUUGGCAAAAAGGCCCUAACCACUGCUACGGACCACAAUCAAGAAGGGCUUCCUUCUUUUGUCUUCUCAACUAUACACAAAAAAUAAACCAAAAUACUCUAAGCCUGCACAGAACUGUGCCCGCCAUAAAAAAGCCUUUUGUUCCUUUCUCUCCAUAUAAUCUACAUCACGCACAAUGGGAAUCUUUCUUCUUUUUUUCCCAACUCGAGCCCCACUCCAACCUUUAAGAACAUCUUUCACAGAUACCAAGAAAACACAAUAGAUGCCAAACCAUGUGGGCUGAAGACCAUAACUCCCUAGCUAUAGAACAAUGAACAACGAUCACCAUCCUGCAGACACAUGCAACACCAAUUAACCAUCACCAUCUUAUGCCGAAUAAGAAUGUCAAUUGUUAGGAUUUUAUUUUUAGUUGCAACCAUGUAAAAAAAGACCUUAGACGGCGCACCAGUAACCUAUGUAGCACAGACACUCCUAGAGGUUGGCAUGUCCCCGUGUCCGACAAGGAGACAUGCGGGGGCCACGGAAAAAUACAUAUGGCGUGUCCAAUAAAUUUAAUUAACUUUUUUAGGGGGAGACAUGGGAUGGACAUAGCAAGAGUUAAAUAUGCAAAGAAAAUUUUAAAAUUUUGGGGGGUAAAUGUGUAAUUGCCUCAAAUAUUUUGGAAUAAAUAUUUUGUUUUACAAUGUAUAUAUAUGAUGCUUGCUAUAAAUAUUGAAUCUUCAAGCUUAUACGCCUUAGUGUUUUAAAAAGUGCGCGCUAUGGCGCAAGGCAUGCGCUUUCAAAGAUGUGGGCUAUAGCGCCGAACCCUAAGGCGCGCGAAAGGCGCUAAGGCGAUCGCCUUUCAUCAGUGAGCCAAAAAUCAAAUCUGACGGCUCUCACCCAUACAUAACAUGUUCGUGAUGCACUGAAUAAUUCUUUCUUUUAAGUCGAUUUCAACCCUAAUCAAUCAUACCCAGCAGAGCAGCUUUUGCUCCUCUUCUUCUUCUUCUUCUUCUUCUCACGUUUCUGUUUUUUUUUUUUUUCCUUCUUCUUCUUCUCCUCCUCCCACGUCUCUGUUUUAUUUUAUUUUUUCUGUCCCUUCCAUAAUAGAAAAUCAAAAUUUCAUAUUAGUUAGGCUGUAGAAAAUCGAAAUCGAAAUUUCUGUCCCUUCCACGUCUCUGUAUGCCGCCUCUAGAUUUUAUUGCCUUUAAUCCUUAUGUUUAUGUCUAAGGCUAAACAUUAUUAUGUUAGCUUUUCAUGGAUGAUAUGUUGUGUUUAGUACGUUUAACCAUUGACAUGUUAUGUUCUAUGACAUUUGAAAGUUUUACAAGUGUGUGUUUGUGUUGAAAACUUGUUCUAAUAAAAUUUGCCUCACUGCGAAAGAAAAAAA
Messenger RNA from Rhododendron vialii, 2613 nucleotides. Its product is annotated as chromatin remodeling protein EBS-like. The record is from RefSeq and is a predicted model, not a curated record. NCBI's taxonomy places the organism in Eukaryota, Viridiplantae, Streptophyta, Magnoliopsida, Ericales, Ericaceae. The transcript is spliced from 6 exons. Gene Ontology annotation, molecular function: chromatin binding. The coding region runs from base 160 to 900 and encodes 246 amino acids.